AUGUCAUCAUGCCUUCCGAAGGGAAGGUGUGACGUCAUCGCGUGUCGCGAGGUUUCCUUCCAAGCUUCGGAAGGGAGACUUCCGAAGGGAGACUUCCGAAGGGAAGUUGUGAUGUCACCAUGCCUUCCGAAGGGAAGGUGUGACGUCAUCGCGAGUCGCGAGUUCCUUCCAAGCUUCGGAAGGGAGCCUUCCGAAAGGAAGUUGUGA
Molecule: messenger RNA, 207 nt
Organism: Prunus armeniaca (apricot)
Lineage: Eukaryota; Viridiplantae; Streptophyta; Magnoliopsida; Rosales; Rosaceae
Source: the annotation of a GenBank genome assembly